Molecule: messenger RNA, 2114 nt
Organism: Xyrauchen texanus (razorback sucker)
Lineage: Eukaryota; Metazoa; Chordata; Actinopteri; Cypriniformes; Catostomidae
Product: piercer of microtubule wall 2 protein-like
Exons: 3
Coding region: 669-1076 (135 amino acids)
Biological process (GO): axoneme assembly
Cellular component (GO): axonemal microtubule
Source: RefSeq, a predicted model, not a curated record
UUUUUAUUGUGUAAAUAAAUGUUUGUUACAUUUUUAUAAACAAAUUAAGAAAUUAUAAUUUUCACGUUAAUUUCUAGGUAAAAAAAAAAAAACUCCUAAAGACAUUAAUUGCAAUUUUGCAAUAUAAGUACGAUAUCAUGCCCACUCACAUUAGAAUAAAGACUCCAGUCAUAUCAGUAACUUUAUAAAAGCUGUUUUAUUCUACAUGGAGAGGGUCCGCACACUGGGGGCAGCCAUUUUAGAAUAUCUCAGUACCCAUCCUGUUAUCUGACACUUUAUCUGACACUUUCACUCAGUGAUUGAAGUAAUCAUGGCUGACUGUGAAUAGGCUACUACAUUUCUACAAUGGCAUUUGAAACUGAAAACUAUUGAUUUUAAAUUAUGCUUCAUUCAAGCAUAGUGUCAGUGUAAGUCCCAGACGACACAAAUACAAAAGUAACUGAGUACACCUUUAAUAAACACAAAAAAGAAAACCAAGCACCAUAAUACAACAACAACAACAGCAAAAUGAAUAAAAAAAUACUAUACACGGCGUGUGACGUCACCAACAAAGACGGAGCGUGGCCGCGCAUGACGUAACCUAGUUACGGUGUUGUUAGCAGGCAAGUGAGGCUACUGGCUAAGCACAUGUCUUACGCUUCACUGUUGUUUACAUAUAUGUACAUGACAUGGACGAGCAGCCCGUGGACGCGGGGACUAAAAUGGAGCCCGAAGUGUCUGCGAACACGUGUGAAAUAAAAACAAGCGAUGUGUACAAGGUGGAUAAAAACGUACCGAGUCGCUUUAAUAAUCCAGAGUGCUUCAGAGGAUACAGCAACAAGAUUAUCCACCCUCUUUACCAAACAACAAAUCAAACAUAUGGAAGCAAAAAGCCAACAGUUCAUGAAAUGCCGACAACCUUUAAUGGAAGUCGGCGGAGGUUUUCAGAGCAUCAUCUGAAAAGUGGGAUGUACAGAGAUAAUGGCUUCAACGCGGCGCUGGACAAGAGCCGAAUCACUGGACCAAACACAACGACCAUGUUGCAAGAUAGAGUUAAUUUCCAUCGCUUAUACCACACAAAUGGAGAAUCUCAAUAAAUUAAUUUCCUUUAUUUUGUAUAUAACGAAAAAGUUAAGAUAAUUUGAGAUACCCUUUAGUUUACGUUAGAGCCGUUAACCAUGAUUUGUUACUUGUUAGUUGGUUGCUGGUAGUAUAAAGCCCAAAGUGUACUUGGGGUUUGACAUGAAAUCAGGCCGCACGCGUUCAGUGCUUGCCUUGAGCGCUCUGCUUAUGACAAAAUCUGCAUCACACAUCCUGUACACAGACAACUAGCAUUUGCAUCUGACUGAGGUAUACUUUGGGCUUUAGAGGAAGGGGACAUUCUUUUUUUCAGAGAGCAUUUGAAUCAUCAGUAUUUUUGGCCCGUUUUCCUGGAAGAGAAAGCCUGUCAAUUUUAUACAUGGCGUCAAAGCUCACAGGCAUAUACUAAAAAAAAAAGUUACAGUUUUGAUUUCAUAGGGUCUUCAAUUUUAGGUGUUACCAUUGAACUCAGAGAAACUGGUCGAAUCCACUGUCUUCAAACACACUUUGCAUGAAUAAAAGGUAGACAAACUAAAUCAACAAUGUCAAUAUAGUUUAUUUUAUUUGGUGCAGUAGAGUAAAAUUCCAAAGUAGACCUGAACAUGAACGUCCAGUUAAUAUUCUCUCAGUGUGAGAUCCUCACACAUAGUGGAAGCCAUCAAAAUAUAAUCCACGAGUUUUAGAAGCACUUUGAACCAAUAUGUGGAGGUAAAGCAGUACAAUCAAGCAUGUUAAAAACAUAAAAUGCAGUGAGGUUGAAAUAAGACAAACUGUGACAACAGCAAUUCAAACACUUUAUCAAUCAAACCUACCAGCAUAAACCUAAAUUUGGGAAGUGCCCCUUCGGAAACACAAUUCAUUUCUCAUUGCUGUUGCUACAUUGAGGAUUACUGGUGAAUGGCGUACGGUUUUAAGGGUUUUGGUGUCAACUUUUUCCCUGUUUUUCCUUGGAGCUGUAAGCAGCAAAAUAUUGUCCAGGGGGCUGGAUUGUCAUGUCCUUUAAACCUCCAACAUUAUUCAUAAAAUAAAAGGCACUUCAAAACAUUGUAACAAAA